This is a messenger RNA of Oncorhynchus gorbuscha (pink salmon), 2258 nucleotides long. RefSeq names its product Golgi apparatus protein 1-like. Gene Ontology annotation, cellular component: Golgi membrane. Gene Ontology annotation, molecular function: fibroblast growth factor binding. The record is from RefSeq and is a predicted model, not a curated record. NCBI's taxonomy places the organism in Eukaryota, Metazoa, Chordata, Actinopteri, Salmoniformes, Salmonidae.
CUGUCUCGUGACUGUAAGGUAGAGGUACAGAGGAUCCUCCACCAGAGGGCGCUAGAUGUGAAACUAGACCCUGAUCUCCAGAAGCGCUGUUUGACUGACCUGGGGAAGUGGUGUAGUGACAAGACUGGCACGGGACAGGAGUUGGAGUGUCUGCAGGACCACCUGGAAGACCUGCUGUCAGGGUGUGGUGAGGUGGUGGGCAACCUGACAGAGCUGCAGUCUGAGGACAUUCAUAUUGAGGCCCUGCUGAUCCGGGCCUGUCAGCCUGUCAUCCAGUCUCACUGCCAUGAUGUAUCUGAUAACCAGGUGGAUACAGGGGAUGUGAUGGAGUGUCUGGUUCAGAACAAACACCAGAAGGAGAUGAACAGCAAGUGUACCGUGGGAGUGACACACUUCCAGCUGAUCCAGAUGAAGGACUUUCGUUUCUCCUACAAGUUCAAGAUGGCGUGUAAAGAGGACGUGCUCAAGCUCUGCCCCAACAUCAAGAAGAAGGUGGAUGUAGUGAUCUGUCUCAGUACUACAGUGAGGAAUGACACUCUGCAGGACGUCAAGGAGCAGCGUGUCUCUCUCAAGUGUCGGAAACAACUCAGAGUAGAGGAGCUGGAGAUGUCAGAGGACAUUCGUCUGGAACCGGAGUUGUAUGACGUGUGUAAGACGGACAUCGGGCGGCUCUGCUCCAACGUGGUGUUCGGUAGCGCUCAGACGAUGGAGUGUUUAAAGGACAGGAAGAAGCAGCUGUCUCGGCAGUGUCACCAGAGGGUGUUUAAACUACAGGAGGGAGAGAUGCUGGAUCCAGAACUGGACUACCAGCUCAUGAGGGUCUGCAAGCAGAUGACUAAGCGGUUCUGUACAGAUGUGGAUGCUAAGAACAUGCUGCAGUGUCUGAAACAGAACAAGAACUCUGAACUGAUGGAUCCCAAGUGUAAACAGAUGAUCACCAAGAGACAGAUCACACAGAACACAGACUACAGGUUGAACCCAAUAUUGAGGAAGGCCUGUAAGGCAGACAUCCCUAAAUUCUGUCAGCCAAUCCUGAACAAGGCCAGUGAUGACAGUGAACUGGAGGGCCAGGUGAUUGGUUGCCUGAAGCUGAAAUACGCCGACAAGCGUCUGUCUCCAGACUGUGAGGACCAGAUAAGAGUGAUUCUGCAGGAGUCGGCUCUGGACUACAGACUGGACCCCCAGCUACAGAUCCACUGUGUUGAGGAGGUGAGGAGUACCUGUGCUGAGGAGGCAGUGGCCCAGGAGCAGACAGGUCAGGUGGAGGAGUGUCUGAAAGCCCUGUUGAAGAUCAAACAUGACUUGUGUAAGAAGGAGGUGCUGAACAUGUUGAAGGAGAGCAAGGCAGUCUUCGUUGAUCCUGUCCUCCACACGGCCUGUGCCCUUGACCUCAAACACCAGUGUGCUGCUGUCACGCCGGGCAGAGGACGCCAGAUGGCAUGUCUACUGGAGUCGUUGCAGGAUAAGAGAGUCCGUCUGCAGCCAGAGUGUAAGAAGAGACUCCAGGACCGCAUGGACAUGUGGAGCUACGCUGCCAAGGUCGCUCCAGCAGAGGGUUUUUCAGACCUUGCCAUGCAGGUGAUGAUCUCCCCCUCUAAGAACUACAUCCUGUUUAUAAUCUCCCUGGGGGUGAUUGUCCUCUUCCUGGUCGGCCUGCUGUGUGGACGCAUCACCAAGAGAGUCACCAGGGAAAUGAAGGACAGGUAGAGAGGGGGGGAUGAACGGACCUCCGUGGGACAGACGGACCUCCGUGGGACAGACGGACCUCCGUGGGACAGACGGACCUCCGUGGGACAGACGGACCUCCCUGGGACAGACGGCCCUCCCUGGGACAGACGGCCCUCCCUGGGACAGACGGCCCUCCCUGGGACAGACGGCCCUCCCUGGGACAGACGGCCCUCCCUGGGACAGACGGCCCUCCCUGGGACAGACGGACCUCCCUGGGACAGACGGACCUCCCUGGGACAGACUGACUCCCAAAUGGUACUAUUGCCGAUAUAGUGCACUACUUGUGACCAGAGUCCUGUGGGGGUCCUUCACACCUGGACCUGACAUCACAGAACAAUGUCAAUGUUGUCAUCUCCUUGGUCCACUUCAUCAACUGGCUUUGUGUGAGAACUAACUCUAUGGGUCUCUGGUCAGAAGUACUGCACUAUGUAGGGAACUGGGUUCCACCUGGUAGGCAGAAACAGACUGUCUCUUCCAAAGGCCCAACUAAAAAAAAACAGCCCGGGCUUGCCCCAGCCACCUCCGUCCCU